Molecule: messenger RNA, 1894 nt
Organism: Bombina bombina (fire-bellied toad)
Lineage: Eukaryota; Metazoa; Chordata; Amphibia; Anura; Bombinatoridae
Product: syntaxin-binding protein 6-like
Source: RefSeq, a predicted model, not a curated record
CUGUACCUCUCCUAACACUUCCCUCAGUCACUACCUCUCCCUGUACCUCUCCUAACACUUCCCUCAGUCACUACCUCUCCCUGUACCUCUCCUAACACUUCCCUCAGUCACUACCUCUCCCUGUACCUCUCCUAACACUUCCCUCAGUCACUACCUCUCCCUGUACCUCUCCUAACGCUUUCCUCACUACUUCUCCCUGAACCUCUCCUCACACUUCCCUCACUACCUCCCCCUGCUUUUCUUCUCACACUGUCUUUCCCUUUUCUGACUCUCUCCCGUAUCUUUUUUUUGCCCUCCCUACGGUCUCAGAGCGGGCCGGUUAGCCGUUCAGGAUUGGCUGUCCCGAGACACGUGUCGGCGCCCCAGCUCUGCUGCAGUUAGAGUACGGAGUCCGCAGGACAGAGUGUGAGCCCCGGGAUAGCGAGGCCACUAAAUAGUGCGGCGUCCCAGACGUGCUAGUCUUGUAACGGGUUUGUCUCCUCUCACCUGGGUAGAAUGUCUGCUAAAGCCACCAUUAGUAAAGAAGUGUUUACCCCGCAGGAUGAGCGGAUGCUUGGGGCUGUCUUAGCAACAGGGGGUCAGGGAGAAUAUCGCACCUACAUCUGCCUAUCAGUUUCAAACAAGAGGCCUUCCCAGGUGUUCAUCACCAAGGUCAAACAAUUUGAGGGCUCUUCCAAUUUUGUAAGGAGGUCUCAAUGGUCUCUCGAGCAGCUGAGACAAGUCAACGGGAUAGAUCCAAAUCAGAUCCUAAAUCAUACAUGUCAGAGGUACCUCCCUGAUGGAAAGCCUGAAUUUGUCAAUUGUCAAUCCCGGCUCUUUUCAGGAAACAGUAUUCUUCAUUCUGCAGCUGACAGUGUGACAAGUGCCGUACAGAAAGCCAGCCAAGCUUUAAAUGAGCGUGGGGAGAGGUUAGGAAGAACUGAGGAAAAAACUGCUGAUAUGAUGAACAGUGCCCAGCAGUUUGCCGAUACUGCGCACAAGCUUGCAAUGAAGCAUAAAUGCUGACCCAAUAAAAUGAAAAGGGAUUACUCCUCCUAUGGACUGUUUACCAAAAACACAGCACAAAGUUAUUACAAAUAUAACUUUUUAUUCUAAAUAAGAUUCUUAAAAAUGCCUCAUGGCUUAGGUGCUGAACCACUCAACAUUUCAAGGGGAGCCAAUUUCCAGUCAAUGUGAAGUUCCCUCUCCUUGGGCUAAAGGAAAUUUCUGGCUGAGAAUGGAUGUAAUUUGCCUUUUGUGGGGAGCAUCACAGAUACUGUAGACACUGUGUGCAAAACUGAAGCCAACAUUGAUUGGACAUUUUUUCUUCAGAUGGAUCUUGGACUAAGAUGUGUUACCCAAACACUAUGUGCUGGCUUAAGAGGGAAACUUACAUUGUCAGUUGAAAGAGCCCUAGAUGAUGAAUGGAAACCUGAUAUUAUAUUAUUAUAGAACUUUAGUGACAAUUUAAUAAUGGGGACUGAGGCACCAGCUGAUGGGAUAGGUUAGGUAUCUGUUGUGCCUGAGCCCUAGCUUAUCUGAUGACAUCAUACUCUUUAUAACUUAUCAUUUCCAGCAUAAUGGUAUAAACAAAGGUGAAUGAAAGCUGGAUCUUUUCUGCAUCAAUCUUUAUUUAUAUACUUUUGACUUCAGCUCUAAUGCUUUAUUGGCUUCCCACUAGAGAGAUUUAUGCUUUUCACUUCUACCACAAAAAAAAACACGCACUUGCUCUCCUGAUCACUCUACCAUACAGAGCUGUUACUUGUGUGCUAAAGCCUUAUUUUAUCAUUGUUUUUUUGUUGUUGUUUUUUUUUUAUUGUCAACUUAAUUAAACCCAAUUCCAUUGUUCAUUUUUAUUUUGUACAUGAUCCGUGUUAACACCACUUGUAAUAAAAGAGUUAAUCUUAAAAAAAAA